This is a messenger RNA of Tribolium castaneum (red flour beetle), 1093 nucleotides long. RefSeq lists its product as hypothetical. The record is from RefSeq and is a predicted model, not a curated record. Bases 166 to 912 code for a protein of 248 amino acids. Lineage: Eukaryota; Metazoa; Arthropoda; Insecta; Coleoptera; Tenebrionidae. The transcript is spliced from 4 exons.
AUCAGAUUUUUAACGAUUUAAUUAAAUUCGGUUCGCUGUCUUUGUCUUGAGGCAAACAGAGGGGGUUUGAGGAAACCCCCUCUACGGCCACUAUAUAAGCGAUUGCAGUGUUUUUGUUUUGGAUUAUGUAAGACGUGUCAAAGUGCAGUACUGAACAGUGAAACCAUGUUACUGAAAUUCGUCCCUCUUAUCGCACUAUGUGCACUAUCAUUAGCCAAAGACGAUAAAAAAUGGGUUUGGGGCGACAACAGACGCGACCAAACCAGCGGUCGUGUAAAUUUUGACAGAGAAGGACGUUACGAAGUGUAUGAACCUCAACAGUUCCGACCGUCGGAAAACUACUACGAACGGCCCCACAUCCAGUACAGGCCUACCAACCGCCCCGGGGGCGUUUACGGCCAAAUUGGCGGCACCUACGGCCAAGGCCACCCCUACUCCCCCGAAACGGGCGUUUUAACCGGCCCUGUGCCCUCCUGGGUCAAAGAAGGCCCUUACAAAAACUUCGACAAGUGCAAAUGCACCGAAAAAUUCAACUGUAAUUCCCCUGGCAUUUCAUACGGGCAUUGCGACGUCGGCAAACAAUAUUGUUGCUACUCUACGAAAAAAUCCGAUCAAGUUGGCGGCCCUUUGCCCAGCAGGCCCCAAUAUUCCGCCGAAAAUGGCGUUUUGGUGGGCCCUGGAGGGCCGGUUGAUGUGCCCAGACCUGGGGGGUUUAACAGGCCGAGACCAGGGGGUGGGUUUGGGUUAGGGGGUGAAAGGGUUGAGUACGGACCUAUAAGUAAUCGACCGGUGCAUUCGCCAGAAAAUGGGAUUUUGAUUGGACCUGGGGGACCGUUUGAUAGACCUGCAGGGGGCAGACCUGGGGUUGGAGGGGGCUAUGGACUGAGAAGAGCCGGGAAAAGUGCAAAUUGAGGGUUGAAGGGAGGAAACUAGAAGACUGCUUAUGUUACAAACCAAACCAAAAUAAUUUUAAUUACUGUUUUAACGCUUAUCACUCGUAACUAUUGUUUUUAUUUAUUCUAGCAAUAAUUUAACAAAUUGUUAAUCAUUGUUUCAAAAUAUUAAAUAAAAAAUAUAUACAAUUACACAAAAA